GAAAAACAAACUAAAUUGUGAAAAGACAAGGAACCAGUCUUUGGUUCGCUGCUCAAAUUUUCUUUUUGCUCCUCCAAACCCACCCCCACCCACCACCGAUCGCCGCCCGCCGCUGCUGUCUCCGGGGACAAUCUGUGUUCUCUUCCGGAGAAAAGAAGACUGACUUACCAUGGUGAAUAUUUAUUUGGACCCUGGAUCAUCUGCUCUUAGGAUCCUGGAACUUUUGUAUUGUUAGAUACCCCUUUUCUUCUGCCGUUGCCUAGUUUAUGCGUGAAAGUCAAGAUGCAGAAGAUUGGGAGUCUAUCCAAGAAUAGUUCUUUGAGAAUGACAACUCAGCAGUCUCUUCGUCGUCUCGGUCUCUGUUCCCAAGUAGCAACAGGACAACAGACAUCACCAGUUGUCUUUCCAGAAAAACGUAGUAGUAGAGGCAAGGCUGCAAGAACUGGUGACAUCAGUGUCAACAAUGAUGACCCUAAUAAAGCUAAGAGGGUGGAACACAGAAUUGAUAUUGGAGAUGAGCAGUCUGACUUACUGGGAUAUGAAGUACUCUCAGGGAAACUUUCCCUGGACAAAAGGAAAUCUAGUAAGGAUUCUGAGGUACAAACUUCAGAGAAUGCAAACUUGGAUGCAGUUGAUGCUAAACUGACAAGCAAGGCAUUGAUUUGGGGCUCUAAGAUGUUGCGUUUAGAUGAUGUGGUUUCGCUGUCCUACUGUGCUGGUCUUAGACAUUUUACAGUGCAUGCAUAUCCAUUAAGGAAGGCUGCAUGUGGCCUUUUUAUGAAAAGUGGGAGAAGCCGGAAAGACUUUCGCUUUUUCACUCCCACCUCAGAUGAUGCAAUUCAAUGGGUCAAUGCAUUUGCAGAUCAGCAGUGCUAUGUGAAUUGCUUGCCUCACCCUAUGGCUUCUAAAAAGCAGAGUUCAGAUUUGAUUUUCAAUGAAUUUCCUCUUGAGUCAUAUAUAAGAUGUAAAAGUCCACCCAAAAUGCUUGUCAUCUUAAACCCUCGGUCUGGACGUGGUCGCUCAAGCAAAGUUUUCCAUGGAUUGGUAGAGCCUAUAUUCAAACUUGCAGGAUUUGAGUUAGAGAUUGUCAAAACAACAUCUGCUGGUCAUGCUAGAAAACUUGCUGCUGGUGUUGAUUUCAGUACAUGUCCUGAUGGUAUUAUAUGCGUAGGAGGCGAUGGAAUCGUAAAUGAGGUUUUGAACGGUUUACUUAGUAGAGAUAACCAAAAGGAAGCAAUUUCAAUCCCAAUUGGAAUCAUACCUGCUGGUUCUGAUAAUUCUUUAGUCUGGACUGUUCUUGGUGUUAGAGAUCCAGUAUCUGCAGCAAUAGCAAUAGUUAAGGGAGGUCUUACUGCCACUGAUGUUUUUGCUGUGGAAUGGAUCCAUACUGGCGCUAUUCACUUUGGGAUGACAGUUACAUACUUUGGUUUUAUUAGUGAUGUAUUGGAGCUUUCUGAGAAAUAUCAGAAACGAUUUGGCCCUUUACGAUAUUUCAUUGCUGGUUUUCUCAAAUUUUUGUGCUUGCCGAAGUACAGUUAUGAAGUAGAAUAUCUUCCUGCACAGCUGGAACCUGGAGAUGCAAAAGCUUCAGCUGAUCAUGAAAUUAUAGACAUGUCAGAGCUGUACACUGAUAUCAUGCGGAGAUCAAGCAAGGAAGGCCUUCCUCGGGCCUCCAGCCUGUCGAGUAUUGAUUCGAUUAUGACCCCAAGUCGAAUGUCUGGAGCAGAUUUUGAUACCACUUGUAGUAGCACUGAACCAUCCGAUUUUGUGCGAGCCAUAGACCCAAGGUCAAAACGACUAUCAGCCGGAAGAAGCAAUGUGACAGCUGAACCAGAAGUUAUCCAUCCGCAACUGCCGCAUUCAGUCACUCCAAACUGGCCCAGGACUAGAUCUAAGUCAAGGACGGAUAAAGGUUGGUCUGGAGCGACUGCUACAAAUGAUCCCACUAGGACUUCCUGGGGAAACACAACAACAUAUGACAAAGAAGAUAUCUCGUCGACAUUGUCGGACCCUAAUCCUAUUGAGUUGCCAGGGCCUGCAGAGGACUCCCAAGCUGGUGACAAAAAGGAAAUUGCCCCCAGAUCCGAAGAGAAUUGGGUGGUAACUAAAGGUCAAUUUCUUGGUGUCCUCGUAUGCAAUCAUUCAUGCAAAACUGUGCAAAGUUUGAGUUCUCAGGUUGUGGCUCCCAAGGCCGAGCAUGAUGACAACACCUUGGAUCUGUUGCUGGUUCGUGGAAGUGGACGACUGAAGCUGUUGAGAUUCUUCCUGCGUCUGCAAAUGGGCAGACAUCUUUCCUUGCCAUACGUCGAAUAUGUUAAGGUGAAGUCGGUUAAAGUUAAACCUGGAAAGCACACAGACAAUGGAUGUGGCAUUGAUGGUGAAUUAUUCCCCUUAAACGGGCAAGUGAUCUGUUCAUUACUUCCGGAGCAGUGCAGACUUAUCGGCCGCUCUCCAUGUUCUCACAAGUGAUUGCUGCAGCUUCUUUUUCAUCUUUAAGAUUUCUUUGCAGCUUCUAGGAUGCUCUAUUACGCAUAUCGUGGUGCCAAAUGAUGAUGAGGCGGUAGUUUAGUCGGAGAUUUCAUUCACCUAGUCUGGUGAUCCCACCUUACCCGUUUGUUUUUCUUUUUUUUUUUUUUGACACAGUGUUGAGGUCCCUGUAAAUUUUUUGUCGAUGUUUUUGUUGCUUCAUUCUUUCUAAUUUGACUCCCAUUAUAUAUUACAUGUAUCCAGCCAGUUGCUGCGCAUAUGCUACUGUGUCCAAACUGGCUUUGUAUUGGAUGUAGUCCUGUGGAUCCUUUUAUCUCAUGUAUUGUAUAUCAGUUUGGUUCAGAUUUCCGA
This is a messenger RNA of Sesamum indicum (sesame), 2838 nucleotides long. Its product is annotated as sphingoid long-chain bases kinase 1. The record is from RefSeq and is a predicted model, not a curated record. Gene Ontology annotation, biological process: ceramide metabolic process; phosphorylation. Gene Ontology annotation, molecular function: ceramide kinase activity. NCBI's taxonomy places the organism in Eukaryota, Viridiplantae, Streptophyta, Magnoliopsida, Lamiales, Pedaliaceae.